AUGAGAGAGUGUUGUACUAAAGAGUACGAUAAUUUAAGUUUGAUCAACGUUUGGGAAAUCUGUUAUAAAACUAGUACUUCUAAAAGACUGUGGGAUAUUGAAAGGAAAUAUAGGAUAACAGGUUCAAGGUGUUAUUCGUUAUAUACAUAUACAUCAAACAAAAAUCCAAACUGGAUAACUAAUUCCCUGAAAUAUUUUAUUGGUAAUUCAUUAACAAAAAAGUUUGUCAAGCAUGGUAGAGAAAUGGAACCACUAGCUAAAUUGUUAUACAAAUAUGUCAACCCAGAUUGUACCAUAUUUGAACCAGGUUUAUUAGUUUGUCAGGAUAAUCCUUGGUUAGGUUAUUCAGCAGAUGGAAUUAUAUUUCAGCCUGGGAUGCAUACAAAGUUACUUGAAAUUAAAUGUCCAUACAAUGGGAAGACUGAAGGUAUAAAAUAUGUUAUACAGAACUGCAAGUAUUUGGUGAAAGAAAAUGAUGUCUAUACACUUAAAACUAGACAUGUUUACUAUGGACAAGUUCAACUUGGUAUGUUUGUGAAUAAUCUUGCAAGUACAGAUUUUUGUAUAUACUCAUCAUAUGAUAAUGGCAUGUAUAUUAUAAACAUACAAAAAAAUGAAGAAUUCAUACAUAAAAUGUUAACUAAAUUAAAACAUCACUUCUUUGAACAUAUGUUACAUACAAUAUGCUUAAGUAAAAAUAAAGAAUUAUAA
Messenger RNA from Macrosiphum euphorbiae (potato aphid), 711 nucleotides. NCBI's taxonomy places the organism in Eukaryota, Metazoa, Arthropoda, Insecta, Hemiptera, Aphididae. The record is from the annotation of a GenBank genome assembly.